This is a messenger RNA of Musa acuminata subsp. malaccensis (wild Malaysian banana), 1304 nucleotides long. The record is from RefSeq and is a predicted model, not a curated record. NCBI's taxonomy places the organism in Eukaryota, Viridiplantae, Streptophyta, Magnoliopsida, Zingiberales, Musaceae.
CCAUGAAUUGAGACAUUGAUGAUCUAGUGCAAUCAAGGAGGGUGGGUUGAUAGUGUUCGCACGCGAUGCCUGCCUAUAUGUGCAGGAAGAAGAUCUAUUAGAGGCAUCACCAUUCCACCUCCCCUUCCUUAUCUCCUUCCCCGUAGCUUUGGCCUCCGCCACCAUGCUGCCGUUCGCAAGCAUCAGCGAGGCGGAGGCGGCACUUGGGAGGAACCUGACUUCGGCGGAGACGGUUUGGUUCCGGUACUCUGCCGGGAUGCAUGACUUCUGGCUCUACGCCCACAACAUCGUCUUCAUCCUCCUGGUCUACACUCUGGCGCCGCUCCCCGUGGCCUUGGUGGAGCUGAUGCGCCCCAAGGCCAUCCACAGGUACAAGCUCCAGCCGAAGAUCCACGUCCCCGUCGCCGACGUCCUCAGGUGUUACAGGAACGUCGUCAAGACCUUCGUCUUUGCCGUCGGUCCUCUGCAGCUCUUCUCCUUCCCCACCAUCAAGUGGUGGGGGAUUCGGUUGGGGCUGCCGCUGCCCUCGGCGUGGGAGGUGGCGGCGCAGCUGGGCGUGUACUUCGUGGUGGAGGACUACUUCAACUACUGGCUCCACCGGGCGCUGCACUGCCGGUGGGGCUACGAGCACGUCCACAGGGUGCACCACGAGUUCACGGCGCCCAUCGGGUUCGCGGCGCCGUACGCCCACUGGGCCGAGGUCCUCAUCCUGGGGCUGCCCGCCUUCCUCGGCCCCGCCAUCGCCCCCGGCCACAUCCUCACCUUUUGGCUCUGGUUCGUGCUCCGCCACAUCGAAGCCAUCGAGAUACACUGCGGCUACGACUUCCCUCGAACCCCUACCAAGUACAUCCCGUUCUACGGAGGAGCAGAGUUCCAUGAUUACCAUCACUACGUAGGAGGGCAGAGUCACAGCAACUUUGCAUCGGUCUUCACCUACUGUGACUACAUAUAUGGGACUGAUAAGGGCUACAGAUAUCACAAAGCAGUGUCUGUGAAGCAGCUGAGGAGGCAGAGUGAUGCAGAUAAGCAGCAUGGGGAAAUGACGGACAUGAGUGGCAAGCGCGAUUAAGAAGGAUGGCUUACCUUUGCUCCUCUGCUCCCAUGCAAAAAAAAGCUGUGUGUUCGUAGCAGCAUGUUGAUAUCGAGGGAAGCUUUUGCACUCAGGAAGUGAGCUUUCGCUGGUGAUUUUACAGUUCAUGAUGAACACUACUUAUGCUAACGUUUGUUUUGUGGCAGUGAUUGGAAUGCAUGUAGCAAUGAACACUCUACUCGGGUUUUCUUGCAAAGUUUGAUUAUUAAGCAUA